Molecule: messenger RNA, 3045 nt
Organism: Anneissia japonica
Lineage: Eukaryota; Metazoa; Echinodermata; Crinoidea; Comatulida; Comatulidae
Exons: 2
Coding region: 37-3045 (1002 amino acids)
Source: RefSeq, a predicted model, not a curated record
ACAACAUAUGAUGAAGUAGAGUGAACUACUACGAGGAUGGCAAUGGCCGUAAUACAGGACGUAAAUAGCAAUAACCAAGGAGCACAUGUGCCUCCAUUUGUGAAAGGGGGAGUAAGGCCAUUAUUUGCGAUUGAUAACAUUGACUGGGGUAGUGAAGUAGGCCCAUUCCAUGGAGCAGAUUUAAUGAUAGCACAAAGAGAGGCUGUAUCAAAUCCGGUUCUGGGUUGUAAGUUGAAACUUAAUGUUGAUAUUAAAGAAAGAUCUCUGAAGCAGUCAUUGGAAACUGUAUAUUGCAAUUGUGAGAAACCAAGCAACCCAAGAGUUGAACAUGAAGGUUAUAAUUCGUAUUCACGGGAAAAAAUUAGUAAUGUCUAUGAACAAAUCAAUGUUAUUUGGCUAUUUAUGUGUAGUUGGGCUCUUAAAGAUAACCAGAAAAAAAUAGAUGACGAUAAUGAAGAUGAAAUAAAAGAAAUUAUGGAAGAUGAUGAUAAAGUUGUGGAUACAGAAGCAAAAUCAAAAGUACAUGAACAAGCGAUAGAUAAAGGAGGUCAGUCAUCAGAAAAACAGCAGACCACCAUCUGUUAUACACCAGACGAAAACACUUCAAACGAGUCGGAACUUACAGCUAGUAAACAUGAAUUAACAUCAGAUGAAGAGCCUAAUCUAAAUAAAGUUGUGGAAACAGAAGCAAACUCAAAAGUACAUGAACAACAGAUAAAUAAAGGAAGUCAGCCGUCAGAAGAACAGCAGACCACCAUUGGUCAUACAGUAGACGAAAACACCUCAAACCAGUUGGAACUUAUAGCUACUAAGCAUGCAUUAACAUCAGAAGUGCCUAAUCUAGAAUCAUCAACAGGAUGUGAAUUUACUUCCAAAACGAUGAAUCAGAAACAGGUUGAUUGCCCAACAUGGUCAACAUUCAAUUCGUUAAUAUCACAAAAGGUUCCUGAAUGGAAUGUUGGGAUUGCAGCGCCUUUGUAUAGAAGAAGCCCCACUGAAUGGCCCGUUCUCCUUACAAUAUUAAUGCAAGCAAAGAAGAUUAAUUGUGUUACUGCUGGGGAAGGUUGCAGACCAAUUAUUUCACUAGAUGGUGAUUUGUAUGAUCGGGCAGUUAAGCUAAAGAACUACAAAGAACACUGGUGCAUCAGACUAGGAGCUUUACAUAUAGCAAUGGCAGCUUUAAAAUGUCUCGGUAAAUAUACUGAAGGUAGUGGAAUAGAUCUAGCAUGGGAAGAAUCAGGUCUCUACGGAUCUGCAACAGUACGACAGAUCAUAGAAGGACGCCAUAUAUACAGAGGUAUUAAAGCACAUACGGUGACACUUAUUGCAUUACACCAUUUGUUCAUGCAGACAGUGUUCAACGAAACUGAAAGAGAAGAAAUAACACACGAAGUUCAGAAAGUUAUGAAUUCUUUUGAAUCAUAUCACAAUGCGGCAACAGGGACAAAAUCCACUAAAACAUUUCAGGAUCAUAUCUAUGAAAUGCACAAACAAUUAUCUUCGAAAGACAAUAACGUAUUCAGACGUAUAACUGAAUGGGAGAAACAUGGAAAAGGUAUCCAAAAGUUCCUCAUCAACUAUAUGAAUCAAGUCCAAGUACUACUGAUGUUUAUUGGAGGAACACGAAAAGCAGACUGGACAUUACAUUUGAGAAAACUAGAGGAGUUACUACCUUACUUUCAUGCCCACGAUCAGUACAAUUAUGGCCGAUGGGGACCACUGUAUGUUGCAGACAUGCUUGAAAUGCAGAAAACUGAUGCUGAAACGUGGAACUUCCUUAAUGAAGGAAAUUUUGUUAUUACCAAACAUGCUGUGCCAUUUACAUCGAUAGACCCUGACCAUGCAAUUGAACAAGAGCAUAAAAAAAUGAAAGUAAAAGGUGGUUUCGUUGGUAUAACAGGCAAUAAACAUGCUCUUGAGAAAUAUUUCAUCAUAGCUCCUUCAUUAAGCACAGCCGUCAGUGAGUUCAAAGAGUAUUCUGGUAUUAAAUGCAGGCAACCAUCUCCACUUCAUCAUGAGUUGAAAGGAAACAAAAGUUUAAAGAUGAUGGAAAAUGCUGCCAAGCUUGUUGAUGUCCUUGCCAAGGAAGGUAAUCCAUUUCAACAAACGGACAUGUUCAAUCUAGUGACAUUUGUUGUAACCUCAAAUGAAGUGGGUCAAACAAUUGCAAAUCGCGACAAAUUAGGAAAAGAUGCAUUUGAUAAAUUUGUGUCAACACGAAUGGUUGAAAAAACCGUACACUUUUGGGACCCUCAAAAGAAAAACAACUUCUCCUACUUCAAGGAUGUCGGAGCAGUGGCAAAAACUAAAAUUAAAGGUCAAUUAGUUUCUAUAAAACAAGAGAGGAAGCUGCUAUCUAGAUUGUUGGUUGUGGCAAAGAGCAGACCAGAAUUUGCGCUUAAAGAUGUCAUAGGAACAUACGAGUUCAACUGCACGCCACCGUCAAAUUUUCAUCCUGACGGAGGAAUGAUAAUGCUUUCUGGGAAAUCAAAGGUACUGCAGUCAAUCAUGAACCUUGCUCUACCGGAUAAUGUUACCAAACCUGCACAAAAUGACAAUACCACAAAAAUAUCAAUUUUAAUUAUUGAUGGGAUGUGUAUCGUCAUUAUGGUAAAGAAGGUAUCUGAUAAGUUCAAUGCUUCUGACUUUGCAUCUGAGUGUAUUAACAUGAUCGUUGGUAUGAGUAAACCAUAUGAUGAAAUUUGUGACCAGUACCUACCAGGCUCUCUAAAAGAAAUUACACGAGAUAAGAGAACAAAGAAAACGACUACCAUCCAAUACCACGUAAAUGACAACACAGAGAUCAAAAACAUUAAGACAUUUUUAUCGCACAUAGAGACCAAAGCUGAACUGACAAAAUAUCUAUCAGAGAAGUUACUUAAUCAUUUCAAGGACACCACCAAGAGAGUUCUAGUAAUGUAUCACACUACCAUAAAGGCUAAUUGCGAUUUGUCAGAAAUUACCACGAUGCCAGAGAUGAAAUCAAGACAUCAUACUUUAGAGGAAGGUGACCAAAUGGUUUUGCUAAAUACUUUGAUUGUUUGA